Messenger RNA from Rubroshorea leprosula, 1023 nucleotides. The record is from the annotation of a GenBank genome assembly. Lineage: Eukaryota; Viridiplantae; Streptophyta; Magnoliopsida; Malvales; Dipterocarpaceae.
AUAUCAACAUUGCGCAGAUGAGCGCAGUGCGCACUACGUGUACCUGCAAAACCUUGGCACUAGUCGCGUUGUUCCCAUUAGAUUCCCAUCUGCGUGGAGCUUCCGCCUUCCUGCAACUCAAAACAUUCUCAACCGCCAGUUACGAACCAAAACUCCGCCGCGCCUUCACCCGCCGCCCAACUCACCUCGACAAAUCCGCCUUCUUAAUAUCCAUGGCUGACUCCAAUUCCAGCUCGGUGAAUCCAAUUUAUGCCGAGAUUAUUGUGGUGCGCCAUGGAGAAACUGAGUGGAAUGCUGAUGGAAGAAUUCAGGGGCAUCUGGAUGUUGAACUAAAUGACGUUGGGAGACAGCAAGCAGCCUCAGUGGCUGGUCGACUAUCCCAUGAGCCCAAAAUAUCUGCAAUAUAUUCUUCUGAUUUGAAGCGAGCUUCUGAGACAGCAGAGAUAAUUGCAGCUCGCUGUGGUGAGCUAGAGGUUAUUAAGGAUCCAGAGUUGCGGGAGAGACAUUUAGGAGAUCUUCAAGGCCUUGUAUUACGUGAAGCAGCCAAUGUUAGCCCCAAGGCUUAUAAGGCCUUCAUGUCUCACAGGACAAAUGAAGAUAUACCAGGUGGUGGAGAAAGCUUAGACAAACUCUAUGAUCGCUGUACAGCAGUGUUGCAGAGAAUUGGUAGGAAGCAUGUAGGAGAACAAGUAGUCGUGGUCACUCACGGGGGUGUCGUUAGAGCACUUCGCAAACGAGCUUGCCCAAAUGAGAAAUUGGCCGGGAAGAUACUAAAUACAUCCAUAAACAUUUUUCUCCUCUCUGACGGCGAUGGGUGGAUCAUAAAAUCCUGGGGUGAUGUUAGUCAUCUUGAUCCGACAGGAUAUCUGAAGUCAGGUUUUGGGGGAGACAAAUUAUCUGGUUAAAUUAGGGUUUUACCAUUGUUUCUGAAACUAAUUAUUUAUCAGCAAAGUACUUUCCUUUUCAUUUUUUGCUUCACAUAUCUCUAUAAACUUGUUUGGUACAAAUAUCAUGACACAAAUU